CGCACUGGGAAUAGCACGAUUUCUCGUUUCGAUCCCAUUUCUCCCCUCACGAGACAAGCACAAGCUCCUCCUCUCUCCCAAAACCACCACUCCGAGUUGCCGACCACCAAAACCCCACUUGGCCUCUCUCUCGCGGCGUAGCGCCGCCGCCGCCUCCUCCUCUCUCGGCGCGAUCGAGAAUGUUCUACUCGCACCAGCUCCUCGCGCGGAAGGCGCCGCUCGGCCAGAUAUGGAUGGCGGCGACGCUCCACUCGAAGAUCAACCGCAAGCGGCUCGACAAACUCGACAUCAUCAAAAUCUGUGAGGAGAUUUUGAACCCGUCGGUGCCCAUGGCUCUGAGGCUCUCUGGGAUCCUCAUGGGUGGCGUGGUGAUCGUGUACGAGAGGAAGGUGAAGCUUCUGUAUGGUAAUUUAUUUCCUCUAUUUGCUGGAUUUUUUUUACAAGUGCUCAUGCUUUUGCCAUCUCAAAUUAAAUGGGUGUUUCCUUUUGUCGCAGAUGAUGUGUCUCGGUUUCUGAUUGAGAUCAACGGGGCAUGGCGGAUCAAACAGGCCACGGACCCCACCGUCCUCCCCAAGGGUAACGUCCAAGCUAAGUACGAAGCAGUAACACUUCCAGAGAAACUUAUGAAUAUGGAGGUGGAACAGCCCAUGAUUUUCUCAGAGGCUGAUGCUACCAGGUUCCGGGGAAUGCGAUUGGAUGAUUUGGACGAACAGUAUGUUAAUGUCAACCUAGAUGAUGAUGACUUCUCUCGUGCCGAGCAUCAUCACCAAGCUGAGGCUGUGAAUAUCACCCUGGUCGAUAAUUUCGAGUCUGGGCUUGCAGAAACUGAUGUGUUCAACCGUUUUGAGAGAUUUGACAUAGCAGAUGAUGAGACCACAGUCAAUAUCAGUCCUGAUGGACACCCACAGGUUCCAAGUAUGCUGGUUCCCUCUCCUCCUAGGCAGGAAGACCCUCCUCAGCAAGAAGAGCCGUAUUAUGCUGCCCCAUCCCCUGUUCAAGAAGAACCUCACCAAGAGGGGCAAGAGGAACAGAAGGUGAAGCAACAGCAACCACCUAAAGCAUCAAAGCGGAAAGCACAUAGGAAACUCCCCCAGGUGAUUAUGGAUAAUGAUCAGAUAAUGAUCCCAGGAAAUAUGUAUCAGACAUGGCUGAAGGACACAUCUAACCUUGUCUCAAAAAGGCGUAAAGUUAACACCAAUUAUGGUUUUAUUCGAUCAACCAAGAUAAGUGAUCUCAUGAACAUGCCCCCGGUUGCUCUAAUAUCUUACUGGGGCAAGUCACCCUCAGAAUUAUAUUAUCCUAAGCCACUUAUGCAGCUGUGGAAGGAAUGCACUGAAGUCAACUCUGCAAAAGCUUCAUCUUCAGGCCAGCCAUCGUCAUCACAAGAAGAACAUCCGAGAAACUCGCCACCUCAUGAAUUUCCACCUCAGCCCGAAGGAGAAUAUGAGAUGGAAACAGGAGCUCACCCAAUGGACUUCACAGAUGGCCUCGAAAAACGCAGAGGAGACAUGAGUGCAGAGUAUGACAGAGCUUAUGAGACUUUGCUUAGUGACCAUAGUGUUACUCCUGGAGGUCCUGGGUUAAGUCGGAGGUCUGCUUCGAGCUCUGGUGGUUCUGGACGCGGGUUUAUACCAUUGGAUCCAGAAGUGCAAUUGCCAUCAGGAAGUGGAAGGUCCAAGAGGCAAUAUUCAUCUGGAAGAAGCUUGGGGAAUCUUGAUCCAGUUGAUGAAGACUUUCCACUGGAGCAAGAAGUGAGGGGCUUCAAGAUGAGAAGGCUUUCAGAUUUUGGGCCAACUCCUGACCUUCUGGAAGAAACACCGACUCAAACCCCAUACGAGAAGCGCUCUGAUCCUAUCGACAAGGUCACAGAAUCAAUCCAGUCGCACCUCAAACUACACUUUGAUGCCCCAGGUGCCCUGCAAUCUGAAUCACUAAGUCUGCUAGCUUCUGGGAUGACCACAGCCAGGGCAGCUCGAUUAUUCUAUCAAAUGACCGUUUUGGCAACUUCUGAUUACAUCAAGGUUACACAGCUGGAACCAUACGGGGACAUCUUGAUCUCCAGGGGAGCAAAGAUGUGAAUGUGACUUGGUGCUGAGAGUCGGGAACAGUUUUGCUGCCGAGGUUCUUGCAGUGCAUACAUCCGUGUUGAUAUUAUAAUUUAUACAGCGCUUACAUUUUGCACAGGAGGUCUGUUAGGUCAUAUUAUUGUUUCUGCUGAAGAGAGUGAUAGGAAGCAAGUUAUAAGGCAGUAGACUUGUGUUUUAAGUCAAAGGAAUGUUGAUAUUAGACGUUUGAUAGGAAAGCGAGUUAUUAUAUAGGAUUGAAGUCCCAUCACACACACACACACACACACACAGAGAGAGAGAGAGAGAGAGAGAGAGAGAGAGAGAGAGAGAGAGAGAGAGAUGGAUUUACUGCGCUACGGCUACACAUUAGAUUUCGUCUAUAUUGUAUGUACGGUUCAGGAUAGUUUAUGUGUACCUGAUCUUACCACUUUACCUUUUCAAAAUAUGAUUAUGCAUGUAACGAAUCUGAAUGCAUAUUGUCAAGGAGGUAUUAUCGACCUGAUACUCA
Molecule: messenger RNA, 2574 nt
Organism: Panicum virgatum (switchgrass)
Lineage: Eukaryota; Viridiplantae; Streptophyta; Magnoliopsida; Poales; Poaceae
Product: sister chromatid cohesion 1 protein 1-like
Exons: 19
Coding region: 180-2078 (632 amino acids)
Biological process (GO): mitotic sister chromatid cohesion; replication-born double-strand break repair via sister chromatid exchange; synaptonemal complex assembly
Cellular component (GO): synaptonemal complex; cohesin complex
Molecular function (GO): chromatin binding; protein binding
Source: RefSeq, a predicted model, not a curated record